AAAUCGAAACGCGCAUUCGCGACGUUCCUUGCUGGAGAGGAAGACUCGGACGAAAACGACCCCUACUUCGUCGCGGUGCGUGUCCUGACCUACCAGCUUCUGCACGCCAAGGAGACAGCAUCGAGAGAUAGAAGCAUCCCGUUCGUCGUCAUGGCGACGAAGAACGUGUCCGAAUCCAAGCGCAACCGUCUGCGCAAGGACGGCGCCAUUGUGGUUGUGGGCGACUGGCUCUACGCCGACUGGGUCCAGGCGGCGACGAGCGCGUGGCGGGAUAUCAUGGUGAAGCUGCGGCUGUGGGAGCUCACGCAGUUCGACCGCAUUGCCAUGCUCGACGGCGACACUGUGCUGACGGAGCCCAUCGAUGGCAUCUUCGACGACCCGGCCGUAACGAUGCAGACCACGCUGGACCUGGCGGACGCAAUCAAGGACGACGAGCAGCCGCUGCCCGAGAAGUACGCAUUCGCGGGCAUACCGGAGAUGUCGCACGAGCACGGUUACCCUCCGACGGACGAACACCACGACUUCAUGAAUAUCAACUAUUUCAACGGCGGCUUCUUUGUCUUUCAACCGUCGCUGGAGGCGUUCAACUACUACACCUCGCUCCUCCAGAUCCCCGGCCGCUUCGACCCCAGCAUGAUGGAGCAGAACCUGCUGAAUUACGCGCACAGGAGAGACGGCAACAUGCCCUGGCAGCAGCUCGGGAACACGUGGAACAUCCAUUACCCGACCGUGGCCGACCUGGAUGGUGGCGUCAAGAGCCUACACGAGAAGUGGUGGACACCUGAGCACGCGGACCUGAAGCCGUAUCUGGAGAGCUGGAGGUGGCAGAUGAAGGGGUACUUUGAGGCGCGAGACAAGUUG
Molecule: messenger RNA, 861 nt
Organism: Trematosphaeria pertusa
Lineage: Eukaryota; Fungi; Ascomycota; Dothideomycetes; Pleosporales; Trematosphaeriaceae
Product: glycosyltransferase family 8 protein
Exons: 1
Biological process (GO): protein N-linked glycosylation
Molecular function (GO): glycosyltransferase activity
Source: RefSeq, a predicted model, not a curated record